AUGAAACCAUCAUCAUCAACAAUUACAAUUGAAAACAAAACAGAACAAGCAGAUACAACCAAUAAACAAACGAAAACAAUUUGUUAUGAUUGUCUCCAGGUAUUCAGUGAACAUCUAAAAACUUCACAAUAUCGUAUUAAAUCACCAGUUAGUCCAUUUCGUCGAACUCAUUCAUUGCCAACUAGAGCAAGUACAAAUUCUAAUGAAAUUCGUCAUACACGUCAUCGUCGUCGGCCAAUUCGAAUAUUUGAUUUCAAAAAUGAUACAACAACAGUAGACAAUACAUCACCUACAACUAAAUUUUAG
Adineta steineri is the source of this 306-nucleotide messenger RNA. The record is from the annotation of a GenBank genome assembly. NCBI's taxonomy places the organism in Eukaryota, Metazoa, Rotifera, Eurotatoria, Adinetida, Adinetidae.